Parascedosporium putredinis is the source of this 1500-nucleotide messenger RNA. The record is from the annotation of a GenBank genome assembly. NCBI's taxonomy places the organism in Eukaryota, Fungi, Ascomycota, Sordariomycetes, Microascales, Microascaceae.
AUGUCAGGGCUCCCUAGCGACAAAGAGAAGAAGGGCGAUGUGGCCCUACCGCCCUCCUCCGGCUCAGUCAUGAGCAUGGGGGAUACGGCCAGCCAGCUCUCCGACAACCCCGACGCUCUGCACCGCCGGCUCAAGAAUCGCCACAUUCAGCUCAUCGCCAUUGGCGGCUCCAUUGGCACCGCCAUCUGUGUCCUCGCUCUCGUCAACAACUGCAUCACCGAAAUGACCACACUUAUGCCCGUGAGUGGCGGCUUUAUCCGCCUCGCGGGUCUGUGGGUCGAUGACGCCCUCGGUUUCAUGGCCGGCUGGAACUUCUUCUUCUACGAGGCGCUUCUCAUCCCCUUUGAGAUCACCGCCAUCAACCUCGUGCUUUCCUUCUGGUCCGACAAGGUGACAGAUCCCGGCCCGACAGCGGGCAUUUGCGCGGCAUGCAUCAUCGCUUAUGGCUUGCUAAACAUUGUCCCCGUACGUGGCUACGGCGAGGCCGAGUUCUGGCUCUCGGGCGGCAAGGUGAUUCUCAUCUUCAUGCUCUUCGCCUUCACCUUUGUCACCAUGGUCGGCGGCAACCCGCAGCGCGACGCGUACGGGUUCCGGUACUGGAAGGAUCCGGGCGCGUUCGCCGAGUUCCACUCUACCGGGGCGGUCGGCCGGUGGGAGGGAUUCCUGGGCGCGCUGUGGACGGGCUGCUUCGCCAUCGUCGGACCCGAGUACAUCUCCAUGGUGGCGGCCGAGGCCAAGCGGCCGCGCGUGUACAUCAAGCAGGCGUUCAAGACGGUGUACUGGCGCUUCGGUAUCUUUUUCAUCCUCGGCGCGCUCGGCCUCCCCUACGUCAUCGCCAUGAAGAACAUGGGCAUCACCGUGCUGCCCGACAUCACCAACUUCCUCAUGCUCACCUCCAUCUUCUCUGCCGGAAACACGUACACGUACUGCGCCAUCCGCACCCUCUACAGCCUAGCGCUCGAGGGCCGCGCGCCGAGGGUCCUCACCAAGGUCAACCGGUGGGGUGUGCCCAUCUACUGCUAUGCUGUGGUCAUGCUGUUCCCCAUGCUGUCCUUCCUGCAGGUGUCCAACGGCUCGUCGACCGUGCUUACCUGGCUGGUGAGCCUCGUAACCGCGGGCGGUCUCAUCGACUACAUCGUCAUGACCGUCACCUACAUCUUCUUCUACCGCGCCUGCCAGGCCCAGGGCGUCGAUCGCAAGACGUUCCCCUAUUGCGGUUGGUUCCAGCCCUACUCAGCGUGGAUCGCGCUCGUGGUCGAGAAGUUUUGGCAAAAUUAUACCAUGGUGGUGCUCGCGCCGAUCCUCUUCAUCGGGUGGAAGGUGAUCAAGAAGACCAAGGUCAUCAAGGCGCACGAGGCGGAUCUCGUGUACCAGCGUCCCCUCAUUGAUGCGUACGAGGCGGCCAUCAAGACCCCGCCGGUCGGGUUCUGGACAGAAAUAGUUCAACUGGUUGGCUUCCGCAGGCGCAAGGCAUCCGACAGGGAAACGGCGGAAGAUUAA